Molecule: messenger RNA, 1593 nt
Organism: Emys orbicularis (European pond turtle)
Lineage: Eukaryota; Metazoa; Chordata; Testudines; Emydidae
Gene: CSGALNACT1
Product: chondroitin sulfate N-acetylgalactosaminyltransferase 1
Exons: 7
Coding region: 1-1593 (530 amino acids)
Cellular component (GO): Golgi cisterna membrane
Molecular function (GO): glucuronosyl-N-acetylgalactosaminyl-proteoglycan 4-beta-N-acetylgalactosaminyltransferase activity
Source: RefSeq, a predicted model, not a curated record
AUGAUGGUUCGGCGAGGGCUGAGUGCCUGGCUCCCUCGGAUGGUCGUUCUGCUUGUGGUGCUCUGCUCUGCCGUGUCCGUCCUCUACAUGUUGGCCUGUACGCCGAAGGGCAUCGAUGAGCAGCUUGCAUUCCCCAGGGCCAACAGCCCAACGGGAAAGGAGGGGUACCAGGCCAUUCUGCAGGAGCGGGAGGAGCAGCACCGCAAUUACAUCAACAGCCUCAAGAAGCAAAUUGCGCAGCUGAAGGACGAGCUACAGGAGCGGAGCGAGCAGCUGAAGAGCCUGCAGGACCAUGACACUGACUCGCUGGGCCCGGGGCUGGAGCGCAGCAACCCAGAGAAGACCCCCGCCGACCUGCUGGAGUUCCUGCGCUCCCAAAUCGACAGAGCUGAGGUGCACGCCGGCGCCAAGUUGCCCACGGAGUACGCGGCUGUGCCCUUCGAGAGCUUCACCCUGCAGAAGGUGUAUCAGCUGGAGACGGGGCUGACACGCCACCCCGAGGAGAAACCCGUGAGGAAGGACAAGCGGGACGAGCUGGCGGAGGCUAUUGAGUUGGCCCUGGAGACUUUAAACAGCCCAGACAGUGACAGCAACGCAAAUCAUCACAUGUACGCAGCCUCGGACUUCAUAGAAGGCAUGUACCGAACAGAAAAAGACAAAGGCACGUUGUAUGAGCUGACUUUCAAAGGAGACAGACCACACAAAUUCAGACGAAUCGCUUUAUUCAGACCAUUUGGUCCCAUCAUGAAAGUGAAGAAUGAGAACCUCAACAUGGCCAACACGCUCAUUAACAUUGUCGUUCCAUUAGCCAAGAGAGCCAGCAAGUUUCGACAAUUUAUGCAAAAUUUCAGGGAAAUGGGCAUUGAGCAGGAUGGGAGAAUUCACCUCACUGUAGUUUACUUUGGAAAAGAACAAAUGAACGAAGUGAAAGCAAUACUUGAAAAUACCUCCAGAUCAGCUAACUUCAAGAAUUUCACCUUUAUCCAGCUGAAUGAAGAAUUUUCGAGAGGGAAAGGAUUAGACAUAGGUGCUCGCAUUUGGAAAGGAAACAACGUCGUUCUCUUUUUUUGUGAUGUAGAUAUAUACUUCACUGCUGAAUUCCUGAACACCUGUAGAUUGAACACACAGCCAGGGAAGAAAGUAUUUUACCCAGUUCUUUUCAGCCAGUAUAACCCAGGUAUAAUUUAUGGGCACCAUGGUUCCAUCCCACCCUUAGAACAGCAGCUGGUUAUAAAAAAGGAAACUGGAUUCUGGAGAGACUUUGGCUUUGGAAUGACAUGUCAGUACAGGUCUGAUUUUAUCAACAUAGGUGGCUUUGAUCUGGACAUUAAAGGCUGGGGAGGAGAAGACGUUCAUCUCUACCGCAAAUACCUUCACAGCAACCUUAUCGUGGUCAGGACGCCUGUCCGGGGCCUCUUCCAUCUCUGGCAUGAAAAGCGCUGCCUGGAUGAGCUGAGCCCGGAGCAGUACAAGAUGUGCAUGCAAUCCAAAGCCAUGAAUGAGGCUUCUCACGGCCAGCUGGGGAUGCUCGUCUUCAGGCAUGAGAUUGAGGCUCACCUACGCAAACAGAAAACCAGCGGCAAAAAGACAUGA